AUGACCUUACAACUCUCUACAACUCCCCGAAAGCAGGUUGUCGCCAGGCGCAUAGGCACUGUAAAGCGCUGUGAAGCACUGACGGUCGGGCGGCCGGCCUGCAGCGGCCCCGGGCCCGGCUCCCGCCCGCCCAGCGCCCGGGAUUUGCAGCUGGCCUUGGCAGAGUUAUAUGAAGAUGAAGCUAAAAGACAGUCAUUGUGUUCUGACAAGACAACAACUACAAAGAUCAGUAACCCAAAGGCAUCACAGAGUCUUAAACUGGAUUCUCUUAAAAGGUUGAGAAAACCAGAGAGAAGCAUGAGUGAUGACAAAGAAAACCAAAGAUUUUAUUCAGGUGACUCAGAAUAUAGAGGAUUACAGAUUUCUGGGGCUUCUAAUAAUCCAAGUAAAAUUGUUGCUGAACUCUUCAAGGAAGCAAAAGAACAUGGGGCUGUACCAUUAGAUGAAGCCUCAAGAGCAUCUGGUGAUUUCAGUAAAGCCAAGUCAUUUUCUGGUGGUGGAUACAGAUUGGGUGACUCAUCACAAAAGCACUCUGAAUACAUAUAUGGAGAAAGUCAGGAUGUUCAAAUUUUGCUGAAACUGUGGAGGAAUGGAUUCAGUUUAGAUGAUGGCGAGUUGAGAUCCUAUUCAGAUCCAACAAAUGCUCAAUUUCUUGAGUCAGUUAAAAGAGGGGAAAUUCCUUUGGAACUGCAGCGACUUGUUCAUGGUGGCCAGGUAAAUUUGGAUAUGGAAGAUCACCAAGAACAGGAAUAUGUGAAGCCCAGACUGCGAUUCAAAGCUUUCAGUGGCGAAGGACAAAAGCUUGGAAGCCUUACACCUGAAAUAGUCAGCACACCUUCUUCCCCAGAGGAGGAGGAGAAAUCCAUUCUUAAUGCACCUGUCCUGAUUGAUGAUUCCAUGCCAGCAACUAAAAUUCAAAUUAGAUUAGCAGAUGGAAGCCGGUUAAUACAAAGAUUUAACCAAACACACAGGAUUAAGCAUAUUCGAGAUUUCAUUAUCCAGUCCCGUCCAGCUUUUGCAACAACGGAUUUUGUUCUUGUGACUACCUUUCCAAAUAAAGAGUUAACAGAUGAAAGCCUGACACUACAAGAAGCAGAUAUACUUAACACUGUGAUUCUUCAGCAAUUAAAGUGAUCUUGUGAUUGUUGUACAACAUAGGGACCCUGCUGUACUGUCAUACAAUAUGUUUCCAACAGAUGAAAGAAAGAAGAUAUCAGUGUCUUUUUAUUUCCUCUUUUCCAGGGAUCAUAUUUUUGGAUUUCAUGUCUUCCAGCUAUAACAUAUCUAACUUUUUUAUUUUAAUUUCUCAAUAUUAUUCAGGUUAUUUUCAGUGUUAAAAUGAAUGUUCUGUGUGUUAAUAUGUUUCAAACCACAACUUAUACUAAAUGUGAAAUGAGAUAGGACUUUGUGACUCAUUGUUUUGAGGGGGGUGGGGAGAGGAGCAUUUUUCUGAAGGGGACAGUGUCUUUCAUAGAGUUGGUAAGAUUUGCACUAUGGAAAUGUUCUAUGCUGCAUUGACAAACAGCCAUUUGAAAACUUAGACUGUAGGUUAUGUUUACCUUGAAAACUGUAUUAAUAUUGAGAUGUUCUUUUAAUAGGUUUACAGAUAAUUAAUGCCCUAAUAUAAUUUUUGUACGUUCUAUUUGUAGUGUUUCAUGGUGUAGUAUAAUAUUUAUAUUCUAGUUUUUAUGUCAUUUUCCUUGUAUUGUUGCUCGUAUGAGUGAAUCAGUUCAGGAGAUGCAAACCUCAGCUGUUGCACACUAUAAUAGAAUGUUCUUAUUUGUAUUCUAGUUGUACUACUUGUGAUGAAAACAAAUAUGAAUUUUUUUCUUCUUGAAAGUUAGAGAAAUGUGAGAGACCACUGUCAUCUGGGGAACUGAUGUGAUUUACAGGAGGCCUCUGGUCAUUAUGAAUCUGAGUAUGCAGUUGGACCCUGUGCAACAGCGUGAUUUCUUACACAAACAGUUACUUAACCCCAAACAAAAAUACACUGAGGUGCACAAACACAGAACUGAACUAAUUUUGUGCAUGCAAGUGACAGCAUAAAUGUGUUAAUUGGUCACAUAUUUUUGACCUGAAUUUCAGUUGUUUAUAUUUGGAAUUUUGGCCAAAGGUAUUUUGUUGUAUUCACUGGGGAUUUGGUUGUGCAGCUUUCACUGUGCUUGUUUGGAAGCUGUAUAAUUAAACCCCUUCAUCUUUGAAAUGACAUAUUUUUUAAAAAACUUGCCCCAACACUGCAGUAAGCAGGUAGGAGUCUUAUGUUGGGGGAUACUCGCUGCUGUGCUUUAGUAGUAUGCAGUUUUUUAGUAUUUUUGGACUUAGAUGAGUGGAUCACACUCUGAAGGAGAAUAGGUGGGCUGUAUCUCUUGUACCAAUAUGUGCUAAAAAUUGCUGUUUUCCAUGUUUAUUUUGUUCUGAAAAUAUCAAUACUUGUUUAUUUAUGUUAAGGUUAUAAUUGCUUCGUAUAUUCUUACAUUUUUACCUCAAAGUAGAUAUUUGACUGAGUAGAUCUUAAACAUGCAGUUGUAUUUGAAGUAUUUUGUUUUGCAGUGUGAAUAUCUGCAUGAUUUUAAUCAUAAUUCAUUUCAUGUGCUAAGUAAUUAAAGUUUUAUGUUUAAGAUCACA
Messenger RNA from Passer montanus (Eurasian tree sparrow), 2625 nucleotides. RefSeq names its product UBX domain protein 2B (gene UBXN2B). Gene Ontology annotation, cellular component: cytosol; nucleus. The transcript has 10 exons. Bases 1 to 1134 code for a protein of 377 amino acids. The record is from RefSeq and is a predicted model, not a curated record. Lineage: Eukaryota; Metazoa; Chordata; Aves; Passeriformes; Passeridae. Gene Ontology annotation, molecular function: ubiquitin binding. Gene Ontology annotation, biological process: autophagosome assembly; membrane fusion; Golgi organization.